UUGUAUCGGGACGUAAUGCUGGAAAACUACCAGAACCUUCUCUCACUGGGGCUUCUGGGGUCCAAACCCGACGUGAUCUUCCGUCUGGAGCGAGGGCAGGAGCCCAGGAUGGAGAAGAGAGAAGCCGAGCUAGCUACCUGUCCAGGAGAGAAACCCUACCUGUGCAAUGAAUGUGGCAAGACCUUUAUUCAGAGCUCAUCGCUGACAGAGCAUCAGAGGAUCCACACUGGAGAGAAACCGUACCAAUGCAGGGAAUGUGGGAAGGCCUUCACCCAGAGCUCCUCCCUCAUUAAGCACCAACAAUGCCAUGCUGGGGAGAAGCCCUAUAAAUGUGACCAGUGUGGGAAGUUCUACUGUCAGGUGUCCCACCUCACCCGGCACCAGAAAAUCCACACAGGGGUAAAGCCCUACAAAUGUGGCAAGUGUGGCAAGGCUUUCUGUCACACCUCCUCCCUUAUCCAGCACCAGACAAUUCACACUGGAGAGAAACCCUACAAAUAGAAUGAGUGUGGGAAAAGCUUCAGCCACAGCUCAUCCCUGACCCAGCAUCAGCGGGUUCACACAGGAGAAAAAUCUGAGUGUUCUGAGUGUGGCAAAGCCUUCAGCCACAGUUCGUCCCUGACUCAGCAUCAGAGAAUUCACACUGGCAAGAAGCCCUAUGAAUGUAAUGAGUGUGGGAAGGCUUAUAGGCAGAUUUCACACCUCAUGAGGCACCAGAGCAUUCACGUGGGGGAAAAACCCUAUAUAUGUAAUGAAUGUGGCAAGGCUUUUAGUCACAACUCAUCCUUUACUCAACACCAGAAAACUCACACUGGUGAGAAGCCCUACAAAUGUAACGAAUGUGGGAAAACCUUCAGCCAGAACUCUUCCUUGACACGCCACCAGAGGAUUCAUACUGGGGAGAAACCCUAUGAGUGUAACGUUUGCAGGAAAGCCUAUACCCAGAUUUCCCACCUCAGUCAACACCAGAGGAUUCACACUGGAGAGAAACCUUAUGAGUGCAGUGACUGUGGAAAAGCAUUCAGUCGGAGCACACACCUUACUGAGCAUCAGAAAAUCCACACAGGAGAGAAGCCCUAUAAGUGGAAGGAGUGUGGGAAGGCAUUCAGUCACAACCAUUCCCUUACUCAGCAUCAGAGGAUUCACACUGGUGAGAAACCCUAUGCCUGUAAGGAGUGUGGGAAAGCCUUCAACCAGAGCAUUCACCUUAUUCAGCAUCAGAGAAUUCAUACAGGAGAAAAGCCUUACAAAUGUAACAACUGUGGGAAAACCUAUAUCCAGACCUCACACCUCAUUCAACACCAGAAAGUUCACAUGGAUGGCAGACACUAUGUAUGUAAAGAAUGUGGAGAGGAUUUCAGCUGGAGUUCACACCUGGCUGAACAUCAGAGACUUCACACUGUGCAAAACACCUAUGUCUGUGAUGAUUUUGAGAAAACCUUUGUUUGGAGGACACAGCUUGCUGAUCAUCAGAGAACUCAUGCUGAUUAG
Molecule: messenger RNA, 1491 nt
Organism: Pteronotus mesoamericanus
Lineage: Eukaryota; Metazoa; Chordata; Mammalia; Chiroptera; Mormoopidae
Product: zinc finger protein 883-like
Biological process (GO): regulation of transcription by RNA polymerase II
Cellular component (GO): transcription regulator complex; PcG protein complex; chromatin
Molecular function (GO): DNA-binding transcription factor activity, RNA polymerase II-specific; RNA polymerase II cis-regulatory region sequence-specific DNA binding
Source: RefSeq, a predicted model, not a curated record